Messenger RNA from Klebsormidium nitens, 1323 nucleotides. NCBI's taxonomy places the organism in Eukaryota, Viridiplantae, Streptophyta, Klebsormidiophyceae, Klebsormidiales, Klebsormidiaceae. The record is from the annotation of a GenBank genome assembly.
AUGCCGCACCGGGAGAGUAGAGAGAGCAGGGAUAGCAAUGGUGCGUCCACCUCAGGAACGUCCGCUCGCCCGACCACUAGCUCUGGCUCCAGCAGAGGCGCUCCUCCAGGGCGACCAAUCCGUUUCCGUUCAUCGUUGAAGAAUACCAUCUACGACGUUCUCAAAGCAAGAGGAUGGGUCGAAGUAGAUGGCGAUACGGACUGGGACUUCUUUUGGGCGGACGUGGGCUGGGUCCACGAAAUGAUGGACCACCUGCACCUGCAGGACCACCAGCGCAUCAACCAUUUUCGCAACCACUACGAACUGACCCGAAAGGACCUGCUCAUCAAAAACCUGAAACGAACCAAGAAACAACUAGAGCGGGAGGACAAGGCCGUCGAGGCCGCAAAGUACGACUUCUUUCCGAGCACAUAUGCCCUCCCGGCCGACUACGGCAUGUUUGUGGAAGAGUUUAAGAAGAUGCAAGCGUCAGGUCAGCAGAUUGUGUACAUAAUGAAGCCGGUCGGUAAGGCCCAGGGCAAAGGAAUCUUUCUCUUCACCAAGCUUAGCGAGAUCAGCGAUUGGAAAAAGGAUCACAAGUGGAAGUCGGAGAACCCGCAGGCGGAGAACUACAUCGUCCAACGGUACAUAGAUAAUCCGUAUCUGGUGGGGGGGAAGAAGUUCGACAUGCGGAUAUACGCUAUGGUCGUCUCGUACGCGCCUUUAAAGAUUUACCUGUAUAGAAGCGGGUUUGCGCGCUUCUCCACUACUCGCUUCAGCAUGCGCAAGGAAGACAUCGUGAAUAACUACAUUCACCUGACCAACGUGGCGAUACAGAAGAACGCGCCCGCAUAUGACCCGUCCAAGGGCAUGAAGUGGCUGCUCGGCUCCCUCAAGCAGUACCUGGUGACCCGCCACGGGCAGAAAGCCGCGGAUGACGUCUUCCGUGACAUCAGCAUGAUCAUCGUGCGCGCCAUCCUGGCCGUCCAGAACGUCAUCAUCCAGGACAAGCACUGCUUCGAGCUGUACGGCUAUGACGUCAUGAUCGACGACAACCUGAAGCCGUGGCUCCUCGAGGUCAACGCCUCCCCCAGCCUCACCGCGGACACACGGGAAGACUACGACCUCAAGAUCGGCAUGCUCGACGACAUGUUGACCCUCGUUGACUUGGAGCACAAGCUGCCACCUGGCAGCACGCCAGAGCAGGUGGGCGGCUUCGACCUGAUGUGGCACCAGGGGCAGCUCGUCAGGCCCGGCGGCAAGCUGACGUCACUCUGGACCAUGCUCGGCUGUCACAACGACAGGCAGAAGCAGCUGAAGAAGCUCUUCGCGGCAUCGAAAUGA